This is a messenger RNA of Populus nigra (black poplar), 1029 nucleotides long. Its product is annotated as chlorophyll a-b binding protein CP29.3, chloroplastic. Lineage: Eukaryota; Viridiplantae; Streptophyta; Magnoliopsida; Malpighiales; Salicaceae. The transcript is spliced from 2 exons. Gene Ontology annotation, biological process: photosynthesis, light harvesting in photosystem I; response to light stimulus. Gene Ontology annotation, cellular component: chloroplast thylakoid membrane; chloroplast envelope; plastoglobule. The record is from RefSeq and is a predicted model, not a curated record. The coding region runs from base 72 to 899 and encodes 275 amino acids.
AUUAAACAAAUAAUCCAUUAUAAAAUUAGGACAACUUCUAUUUUCACACGCCAGUUUCCUCAGACCCGAACAUGGCUGCAACGACUGCUGUUGCCGUGUCCUAUUUUUCGGGGACCCGAACUCAAUACACAAAACAAAAUCCAGGAAAAGUUCAAGCCCUGUUUGGAUUUGGAACCAAGAAAUCGCCUCCUCCUCCUCCACCAAAGAAAUCCUCCCCAAAACAAUUUGAAGAGCGGCUUGUAUGGUUCCCUGGUGCAUCCCCACCUGAAUGGCUUGAUGGAUCCAUGGUUGGAGACCGCGGUUUUGACCCAUUCGCUCUUGGUAAGCCCGCAGAGUACUUGCAAUUUGAUUUGGAUUCGUUGGACCAGAACUUGGCAAAGAAUUUAGCCGGUGAUGUUAUUGGAGUCCGGGUAGAUGCCACUGAGGUGAAACCAACACCCUUCCAGCCAUACUCUGAGGUUUUUGGGCUGCAGAGGUUUAGAGAAUGCGAACUUAUUCAUGGAAGGUGGGCAAUGUUGGGUACUCUUGGUGCCAUUGCUGUGGAGGCUCUCACCGGUGUUGCAUGGCAAGAUGCAGGAAAGGUGGAGCUGAUUGAGGGGUCAUCCUACCUUGGCCAGCCACUCCCUUUCUCCUUGACCACGUUGAUAUGGAUUGAGGUGAUAGUAAUUGGGUACAUUGAGUUCCAAAGAAAUGCAGAACUUGACCCAGAGAAAAGGCUAUAUCCUGGUGGCUACUUUGAUCCUCUUGGCUUAGCAUCUGAUCCUGAAAAGAUAGAGAACCUUCAACUGGCAGAGAUUAAGCAUGCUAGGCUAGCUAUGGUGGCCUUCCUUAUAUUUGGUAUUCAAGCUGCUUUUACAGGAAAAGGUCCCAUUAGCUUCGUGGCUACCUUCAAAAAUUGAUCUCUGUAAUUCUAUAAAACUUCGAGGGAAAAAAAUGCCGCGGUCUAAUUAUUGAUGACACGUUCUUUCCUCUCUUCGAAACCUAUAUAUUUGGAUAUAUAUACAUUUAAUAAAUGUCUCGUUGCUUAAA